AUGGCUGCUCGACUCCCUCUUGCGCGCCUCUCGGGCCAGCGCCUGACGACUUUGACCCGGGCCACUCGGGCUGUUAGCCGGUUGUCCGGUGUCCAGUGCCUUUCGACUGUCACCCGAUCAAACGCUUCGCCGAGGGCUUCCGGUCUCCUGCAGGCCUCCUCGGGUAUCAAUGUUUCGCGCAACCUCGCCCCCUUCGUGGGCUCCCAGAUCAGAACCUACGCCGAUUCAAUUGUCAAGGUUCCCCAAAUGGCCGAGUCGAUCACAGAGGGUACUUUGAAACAGUUUUCUAAGCAGGUUGGCGACUUUGUCGAGCGCGACGAGGAGAUUGCAACCAUUGAAACUGACAAGAUUGACGUGUCGGUGAACGCGCCGGAUUCGGGUACGAUCAAGGAGUUUCUUGUGAACGAGGAAGAUACCGUCACCGUUGGACAAGAUCUUGUCAAACUGGAGCUGGGAGGUGCCCCCGAGGGCGGCAAGAAGGAGGCCCCCGAGCAAUCCAAGGAGCCCGCUGCGGAGAAGCCCAAGGAGUCCGCUCCUGAGCCCGAGAAGCCCAAGGAGACCCAGGCCUCGAAGCCUGCGCCUGCGCCGGAGAAGCCCAAGGAGACCCCCAAGCCGGAGCCCACCAAGACCUCGGACUCGAAGCCUGCCGUUGGUGGCCGUGAGGAGCGUCGGGUCAAGAUGAACCGUAUGCGCCUGCGCAUUGCGGAGCGUCUGAAGCAGUCCCAGAACACUGCUGCCUCCCUCACCACCUUCAACGAGGUUGAUAUGUCCUCGCUGAUGGAGUUCCGCAAGCUCUACAAGGAUGAUGUGCUUAAAAAGACUGGUGUGAAGUUGGGUUUCAUGAGUGCCUUCUCGCGCGCAUGCGUCCUGGCCAUGAAGGAUGUCCCCGCAGUCAACGCUUCCAUCGAGGGCCCCAACGGUGGUGACACUAUCGUUUACCGCGACUACGUUGAUAUCAGUGUUGCCGUGGCCACUGAGAAGGGUCUGGUCACCCCCGUCGUCCGCAACACUGAGACUAUGGACCUUGUUGGUAUUGAGCAGUCGAUUGCCGACUUGGGCAAGAAGGCUCGCGACAACAAGCUAACCAUCGAGGAUAUGGCCGGUGGUACCUUCACCAUCAGUAACGGUGGUGUCUUUGGCUCCCUGAUGGGCACCCCGAUCAUCAACCUGCCCCAAACCGCUGUCUUGGGUCUUCACGCCAUCAAGGACAAGCCUGUUGCCGUGAACGGCAAGGUCGAAAUCCGCCCGAUGAUGUACCUCGCUCUCACUUACGACCACCGUCUCCUGGAUGGUCGCGAAGCUGUCACCUUCCUUGUCAAGGUCAAGGAAUACAUCGAGGACCCGCGCCGCAUGCUCCUCGGAUAA
Molecule: messenger RNA, 1365 nt
Organism: Penicillium argentinense
Lineage: Eukaryota; Fungi; Ascomycota; Eurotiomycetes; Eurotiales; Aspergillaceae
Exons: 11
Coding region: 1-1365 (454 amino acids)
Biological process (GO): tricarboxylic acid cycle
Cellular component (GO): oxoglutarate dehydrogenase complex
Molecular function (GO): dihydrolipoyllysine-residue succinyltransferase activity
Source: RefSeq, a predicted model, not a curated record